UUUUCUUGAACUUUAACCCGACCUGGGAUUGGCUUUUCAGUGUCAUCUGGGUUUCUAUUGGUGGGUCCGCGCACACCCACCUCACAGUCCCCGACUGCAAGUUGAAGGUGAAAGUCUUCUCUCAUCCCAUCAGCUGCCCUGGCAACCGGUUGUGACAGUCCUGCCACAGACCUCAGUGAAGUAAACAGCAGCUAUGUCGGUGUUUUCCGAGGUCCCACAAGCAGCCCCCGUCGCUGUCUUCAAGCUAACGCAGGAUUUCACCAACGACCAGUUUCCCAAGAAGGUGAACCUCGGAGUGGGAGCCUACCGGACAGAUGACAGCAAGCCGUGGGUUUUGCCAGUGGUGAAAAAGGUGGAAAAGGUCAUUGUGCAUGAUGACACUUUAAACCAUGAGUACCUGCCCAUCCUGGGCCUUCCUGAGUUCAGAUCCUCAGCCUCCAAGAUCGCACUUGGAGACGACAGUCCUGCCAUCCAAGAGAACAGGGUGGGGGCUGUGCAGUGUCUGGGAGGUACAGGAGCACUGAAGAUGGGCGCAGAGUUUCUCAGGCGUUUCUACAAUGGAAACAACAAUACCACAACACCCGUCUAUGUGUCCGCACCUACCUGGGAAAAUCACAAUGCUGUAUUCGCCAAUGCCGGCUUUGAGGAUGUCCGUCCAUACAAGUACUGGGACGCAGAGAAGAGGGGCCUCGACUUGGCUGGUUUCCUUGGUGAUUUGGAGAGUUGUCCAGCACACUCCAUCUUUGUCCUGCAUGCUUGUGCACAUAAUCCAACUGGCACGGACCCCACGCAGGAGCAGUGGAAGCAGAUCGCCGAAGUUAUGAUGAGGAGGAAGCUGUUUGUGUUCUUUGACUCGGCUUAUCAGGGAUUCGCCUCAGGCAGUCUGGAGAAAGAUGCCUGGGCUAUCCGCUACUUUGUCUCCCUGGGCUUUGAAAUGUUCUGCGCCCAGUCGUUCUCCAAGAACUUUGGCCUCUACAAUGAGCGUGUGGGCAACCUCACCGUUGUGGCUCGUGAUGCAGACAACCUGAAGAGAAUUAUGUCCCAGAUGGAGAAGAUUGUCAGGACCACUUGGUCCAAUCCACCAUCUCAGGGAGCUCGCAUUGUCGCCAUCACUCUGAACUCACCUGAGCUCUUCAGUGAAUGGAAGGACAAUGUGAAGACCAUGGCUGACAGAGUCUUGUUGAUGAGGGCUCAGCUGAAAGCUAAGCUUCAAGCUCUGGGGACACCAGGGACCUGGGACCACAUCACAGAGCAGAUCGGCAUGUUCAGCUUCACAGGCCUCAAUCCCAAACAAGUGGAAUACAUGAUUAAGGAGAAACACAUCUACCUAAUGGCCAGUGGUCGCAUCAACAUGUGCGGUCUGACCACCAAGAACAUAGACUACGUCGCUGAGUCCAUCCAUGAGGCUGUCACCCAGGUCCAGUAGAUGACUACACUACCCACAAUCCUCAGCGUUUCUUCCUGCCCGGCCCUGAGCCUCCUGAUUCCAGGGAAAGUGUUUGUGUCCUGCAGAUCUCCUGGAGCAAGCACAAACUCUCAUUUGCACAAAUUUACAGACAAGCCCUGUUUCCCCCCUUUCCUUUCAGUGUUUGUGCUAAGCUAGGCUAAGCACAUCCUGGACUUGUUUUUCUUUCUGAACGCACAAAGAUGAUUGAGAUACACAACUUCCUGUAAGAUAUGGGAAUCAUUCCUUUGUAAUGGUGUUUAUAAUUUCUCCCCCUGUUUUCUUUUUGUCCUUAUAGUCUGUACUUAGUGUGACGUGAAAGGCUUUUUAAAUGCAGUGUACUAUUAGUGUAUGUGUCAUUGCAGGCACAUUCUUUGAGAGGGUUUGUACAUCUUUUACUGUGUUACUCAGCAGUGCAGACUUUUAAUGUCUAAAAAUGAGUCACAUUGUUAAGAUCAUCCAUUCCAAGUGUUAAUGACUCACUUCCAAUCUUAUCUUGGCGGCAGUAAUUAGCAUGUAUGAUUAACAGUUAUUAAGAACACUUGAUUUAUAUUAACAUGACCAAACUGCUGCAGUGUAGCUUUGAAAUGAGGAAGCAAUCGUAUUACAUGCUGAACUGUACAUGAAUGAAGUAGCAGUAUUACAUUUAUUGCUGGAUGCAAUAUGAACAAGAAAUGAGGGUUCUCAGGAAGAUAUUUUUAACUUGAACUAUGUAAUUUAUUAAUGACUGUCUUCUGCCCAGAGGGGUUAUACUAAUUACCUCACUUUUAAUUUGUAUUAAUGGAGCUGAACUGCCCUAACAGGUGUGGAGACUCCAGAGUAAUCUCUGUUUUCUCAGUGUUGGGAUGUCUCUGGUCCCUGCCAAGUGAAUGUUGAGUUUGCACAGCGAUCGUCUGUUGUAGCACUAGUGCACUAUUACGUAAGACUCUCUUGUCAGUGGCUCAAACACACUAAUGAUCAACCAGUUUGCUAUCAUAUGACUGGGGUUCACCAAUAAAGCAGUCAUACUGUUUAGCAACUGCAUUCAAGCUAAAGCUGACCUCCUUAAUCACUGUAAUAAAGAACUUUAAACAGUA
Molecule: messenger RNA, 2520 nt
Organism: Acanthopagrus latus (yellowfin seabream)
Lineage: Eukaryota; Metazoa; Chordata; Actinopteri; Spariformes; Sparidae
Gene: got1
Product: glutamic-oxaloacetic transaminase 1, soluble
Exons: 9
Coding region: 194-1426 (410 amino acids)
Biological process (GO): L-aspartate biosynthetic process
Cellular component (GO): cytosol
Molecular function (GO): pyridoxal phosphate binding; L-aspartate:2-oxoglutarate transaminase activity
Source: RefSeq, a predicted model, not a curated record